AUGACAAAGCUGCUUCAAGAGAUUGCCACAGCAAACGCGAAGCUCUCUGUGGUCCCCGAGGAUAUCAAUGCUGUUGGUCCCAGGGCUUGGGGUUUAGGGUUUAGGUACGUGGACUUCAACUGCUACUUGAACGAAGUCAAAAAGAAUGUUCUUCCCGGAGUCGAAGCAGAAGCUUUGAAAGUUUCGGAUAUUUUCGAUGUUUUAAAAAGAGCUUCAGUUCGACUUGACGCGGGAACAAAAGCCCAACUCGCUGAACUCCUGCAGGGUUUGGCGGCCCUCAGGACUCAAGUGCAGUUCGCGGCUUACUCUGUUGAAGGCAGCACGAAGAGGUUCCAGGAGGAGCUCAAGGCGGCGCUGCCUUCCGUAAACCACAAAUUAGGGUUUUUGAGGGAGCAAACCCUAAACCCUAAUUUGUACAAAGCAGACGCCAAUAUGGAACAGCUCAAAGAAACCCUCGCAGUCAUUCGCAAGCAGCUCGAAGAGCUCACAGAAGAAGGUUUUCUGAAGCGUUUGCAGCGGCUGGCUCCGUGUCUAGGGUCUCAGGAGGUUUACCAAACCCUAAUUUCUUCUUUAAAUGGUUUUAGAGACUCUUUGGGGGUUUGCAAAUCUUUGAAAAACCCUUCUUUGAAAGAAAGACAUUGGGGUUUGCUGCAGCAGCUCGUGGGCCCCACUCUAAACCUCCGAGACCCUCAGCUAACCCUCGCCGAAGUCACCCAAGUCAAGGAGCUCACCCAAAACCCCGACAUCCUCACUCUGUCUUCGGACGCGACUGCGGAGGAAACCCUCGAGGGUUUGCUGCAGUCGCUGCAGCAAACCUGGGGGUCUUUGCUGCUGCCUCUUGUCAGCAGAAAUGUCAAUAAAGAUAAUCUUUUUAUUUUGGGACCUCUUGAAGAGGUUUACGCAACCCUAGAAGACUCCCUCGUCAGCGUCAACACCAUUGCAGGCGAGAUACUCCCUUCUAGGGUUUAG
Molecule: messenger RNA, 969 nt
Organism: Eimeria necatrix
Lineage: Eukaryota; Apicomplexa; Conoidasida; Eucoccidiorida; Eimeriidae
Product: Dynein heavy chain 10, axonemal, related
Exons: 5
Coding region: 1-969 (322 amino acids)
Biological process (GO): microtubule-based movement
Cellular component (GO): dynein complex
Molecular function (GO): minus-end-directed microtubule motor activity; dynein intermediate chain binding; dynein light intermediate chain binding
Source: RefSeq, a predicted model, not a curated record